AUGAAGCCCACCUCUCCUACCCAGAGACCUCCACCGAAGAAAGAAAAGUCACGACAGGAAUUUAAGGAGCUCUUUAAAGAUGGACCAAACAGGUUCCUGGAAGAACCAAUACACAUAACUGUCACGAUAGUGAGUUCAGAAAGUAAAUUGCAGAAGGUGCAAUGUGUAUUUAUCACACCGGUUAAGGUAGAUGUUGAAAGGGGCCAGCUGCUUACAAAAGCAGUCACUGAUUUUUCUCAGCCACUCUCCUUGCUGCGGAAGGGGAAAGGUGGGUUCCCGAGGCUGGGCGAUGCUGACGGUGACCGGUCUGCAAACUGUUCAGAGCGGCGAUGCUUCUGCCGUAGCUCGGCGUGCCAGCACGCAGCGAGGAUGAGGAUGUUUGGCAGCAGCGAAAGGUCCCGCUCAUCCCAGCGCUGUGAGCAUUUGGGCCUUUCCACUUCCACGAUGGUCUUGUCCGAGCAGAUCCGAACUUACCCGCUUUUGCGGUUGCGGUUCCUGAAGUCUCAGCAAUUCCACGAGCUGAUUAAGAGCUUUCAAAAAAACCCCUCUCUGCGUCUGGCUACUCUUAGUUGGCGUAAAUCAUAUCCAAACAGCAGAUUUAUGAUCAGGAGAGCACUGAAUCUAGGAAUACUUCGAGACCCUGGCUCAGAGGUUGAAGACAGACAAUAUCAAAUAGAUCUUCAAUCUAUAAACAUUGGUACUGCUCACUGGAAUCAGUUGAAACCAGAGAAGGAAAAUGGAAAAGGAGGGGUUUUGACGGAGAGUGAAAGAAAUUCUCAAAAUCCAGCGCUUGAAUGGAACAUGGCCAGUAGCAUAAGGCGGCAUCAGGAGAGGAGAGCAAUUUUAACUCCAAUUUUAACAGAUUUCACGGUUCGAAUAACUGCAGCUCCUGCAAUUAUUUUUACAAAAAUUGAUGCUGCAGAGAAUUUACACCCAGAGGAAAUUUUGGUGUGUGGUCAUUCUUUGGAAGUGAAUGUGACAACAAACCUGGAUUUCUUUCUCAAUGUGGCUCAAGUACAACUUCUUGAGCAGCUGGUACAAGCCAAUAUGGUUGGACUGGAACCUUGCAGUAGCACUGCUGAGGUUUCCAAACAAGAGCAGAAAAAAAUGGAUGUGUCUGAUGGAGGAACAGUUGAGACUUCUUCCCGAUAUAGCGGGGCACAGGACAGUGGAAUUGGCAGCGACAGUGUUAAGAUCAGAAUCGUUCAGAUCGAGCAGCACAGUGGUACCAGCCAGCACCGCAUUGCCCGUCCUUCCCGCCAGUCUUCCAUCGUGAAGAAUCUCAAUUUCAUUCCCUUUGACAUUUUUGUAACAGCAAGUCGAAUCUCCUUGAUGACUUACUCGUGCACUGCCUUAACUAAAUCAAAAUCAGUACAAGAUCAGAAAGAUGGUGAGAAAAUAAGCAAAAGCUCCUUGAACCUUCCAGAAGCGGGCUCAGGUGGCAGCCAUGAUACCAAGAAGCCCAGUCAGCCGUGCAUUUCCUCUGUCACAGCAGACGAUCUUUUGAACAGUAAUGUUCCCCUGUCUACUGGGAGAAAAACGGGUCUUUUGUCACUGGAAAGUCUGCAUGCUUCCACAAGAUCGUCAGCUCGACAAGCCCUAGGUAUAACUAUUGUUCGGCAGCCUGGUCGCAGGGGAACUGGGGACAUCGAGCUACAGCCAUUUCUCUACCUCACUGUAUCGCAGCCCUCUGUGCUCCUGAGCUGCCACCACAGAAAGCAAAAGGUAGAAAUAUCAGUGUUUGACGCUUGUCUUAAAGGAGUUGCCUCAGACUACAAGUGUACAGAUCCUGGGAAGACUCUACCAGAAGCUCUGGAUUACUGCAAGAUUUGGUUGCAGACAGUAGCAGGAGAGGUAGAUGCUAAAAGUGGUAUUCCGCCUCCUCUUAUCACUGUGCAAAUUAAAGACUUCCUUAACGGACCAGCUGACAUAAAUGUGGACAUAUCAAAACCUUUGAAAGCAAAUCUCAGUUUUGUCAGACUUGAUCAAAUAAACCAGUUUUUGAAGAAAAUCAUAACCACAAAUGAUGCUGAGCCCAGGAAGGAGGCUGCUCCGUCAGCUGGCGUUAUUCCAGAUGAGGAUGUCACUUCAAUAACCAAACACCCCAGUACAAAGGAUUUUCUACCUGCAGCACACAUCAACGCUGUGCAAAAGGCUUCAGUACAAGAAAAUUUGUGGCGAGCCCUUUCCUGCUUCCAGAAAAUUUCCAUUCACACUGUUCAAAUGGUUGUUUCGAUGGAAACCAUCCCACAUCCCAGUAAACCUUGUUUGUUAGUCUCUUUAUCAAACCUCAGUGGGAGUCUGAAUAUUAGAAGUGGACAUAAAACUGCAGGAAUCCAUGGAUCAUCUUUUGUCCUUGACAUAAAAGAUUUCCUACUUAAAACAAGUCUCAAAGAAAGAGCCAGAUCUCUGAUGGGCCCUUUUUGCUGCUCUGUUAAUGUGGAAGCCAAGUGGUGUAAGCACAGUGGUGAUCCUGGCCCAGAGCAAUCUAUUCCAAAAAUAUACAUCGAUUUGAGAGGAGGACUGCUGCAGGUUUUCUGGGUGUAAGAGCAUUUGAACUGUUUAGUUCUUCUCCAGGAGCUUCUGUGGCAGUACCUCACUAAAAAGGGCAGUGCAGAGACAUUGCUAUCUGAACGUACACACCCCACUUCUUUUUCUACGGGAAGGAAUCAGGCCUCAAAAACUGAGCAUACCUCAGAUGAUCUGAGAACAGGCCUGUUCCAGUAUAUACAAGAUGCAGAAGCACAAAAACUGCCCAGUGCCUAUGAAGUUGUGUUUUACAAUGAAACUGAGGAUAGUCCGGGAAUGAUGUUGUGGAGAUAUCCAGAACCCAGAGUGCUCACUCUUGUAAGAAUUAACCCUGUUCCUUUUAAUACCACUGAAGACCCAGAUAUUAGCACUGCUGACCUUGGAGAUGUUCUUCAGAUUCCUUGCAGCUUGGAGUACUGGGAUGAGCUUCAGAAAUCAUUUGUUGCAUUCCGGGAAUUCAGUCUAUCAGAAAGCAAAGUCUGUGAACUACAGCUGCCCAGUAUCAACUUUGUGAAUGAUCAGAAAGAGCUCAUAGCCUCCGAUCUUUGGAGGAUUGUCCUGAACAGCAGUCAGAAUGUGGCCGAUGACCAAAGCUCAGAAAGUGAAUCUGGCUCACAAAGUGCAUGCGAUCAGCUUGUAACCCCCACGGCAUUAGCAGCCUGUACCAGGGUUGACUCCUGUUUUACUCCUUGGUUUGUGCCAUCAUUAAGUGUGUUGAUCCAAUUUACUUAUUUGGAAGUCCACCUCUGCCAUCAUCUUGAUCACCUAGGCACAGCACCACCAAAGUUUCUUCAGCCAUUUUUAUCUGAUAAGAACAUGCCAUCUGAACUAGAAUACAUGAUAAUUUCCUUUGAUGAGCCUCAUGUCUAUCUUCGUCAGUGGAGCGAUGAGUCGAUGUUCCAGGAGAUCCAGUUUUCAACUCAAGCCGACUGUAAACUUUUGGAGUGCCGAAACGUGACUAUGCAGAGUGUUGUGAAACCUUUCAAAAUCUGGGGGCAGAUUGCUAUUUCCAGCAGCACAGUAGGAAGGCUAUUGGACUGCACAAUAAUGGUGGACCCCAUUUUUAUCAACUUUGGCCAAUAUGCACUUCAUUCUCUAAAUACAGCAAUUCAAGCUUGGCAGCAGAACCAAUGCCCUGAGGCAGAGGAGUUGGUCUUCAGCCAUUUUGUGAUCUGUAAUGACACACAAGAGACACUGCGGUUUGGCCAGGUGGAUACUGAUGAAAAUAUUUUGCUGGCUAGUCUCCACAGUCACCAGUACAGCUGGCGUUCUCACAAGUCCCCGCAGCUGUUACACAUCUGUAUUGAAGGCUGGGGAAACUGGCGGUGGUCUGAACCAUUCAGUGUGGACAAUACAGGGGCCUUUAUUCGUACUAUUCAGUACAAGGGCCGGACAAUCCUAAUCUGUGGAAGACAGACAGUCUGUAGUUACCUUUCCGAAAGUAUUGAACUGAAAGUGGUUCAGCAUUACAUUAGUCAGGAUGGACAGGCCGUUGUUAAAGAACACGUCAACUGCCUUGCAGCCAAGCAGAAGUUGCCUUCAUAUGUCCUAGAAGACAAUGAGCUCACUGAGCUGAGUGUGAAAGCUACAGGAGAUGAAGACUGGUCCCGAGACGUAUGUCUAAGUUCUAAACAUACAGAACACAGCACUGUCAUUCAGGUACCAUCUUCAAAGAGUUCAAUUACAUAUGUGUGGUGCACAAUUUUGACUUUAGAGCCCAACUGUCAUGUGCAGCAACGAUUAAUUGUUUUCAGCCCUUUUUUCAUUGUAAGGAGCCAUCUUCCAGACCCAAUUAUCAUACAUUUAGAGAAAAGAAGUCUGGGACUGAAUGAAAUGCAAGUGAUUCCAGGGAAAGGACAGGAGAAAGCACUGCAAAAUAUAGAACCUGAUCUUACACACCACCUGACAUUUCAAGCCAGGGAGGAAGAUGAUCCAUCAGAGUGCGCAGUCCCUAUCUCAACCACGCUAAUUAAACAGAUAGCGACUAAAUCCCAUCCAGGUGGCAAUGUCAACCAAAUACUGUCCGAGUUCUAUGGCACUGCUAAUCCUCCCCAGCCUGCAUGGCCAUAUAAUAGGAAGGAUUCAGACAGCAAUGAACAACUCUCCCAAUGGGAUAGCCCAAUGCGGGUAAAGCUGUCAGUGUGGAAACCGUGUGUUAAAACUCUGCUGAUAGAACUCCUGCCCUGGGCUUUGCUUAUCAAUCAGUCCAAGUGGGACCUCUGGCUGUUUGAAGGAGAGAAGAUCAUUCUUCAAGUACCUACUGGGAAAGUAAUUAUACCUCCCAACUUUGAGGAAGCUUUUCAGGUUGGAAUAUACUGGGCAAACACUAAUACUGUGCACAAAUCAGUGGCAAUUAAACUGGUUCAUAAUGUGACGUCCCCGAAAUGGAAGGAUGCCGAUAAUGGGGAAGUAGUAACAUUGGAUGAAGAAGGUUUUGUUGAAGCUGAAAUAAAACUUGGUGCUUUCCCAGGUCAUCAAAAGUUGUGUCAAUUCUGCAUUUCUUCGAUGGUUCGACAAGGUAUACAAAUUCUACAGAUAGAAGAUAAGACAACAUUAAUCAAUGAUACAUCAUAUCAAAUCUAUUAUAGGCCACAGCUUUCUAUUUCCAAACCCCACUCAGGAGAAGAGGACUUCCACUCAUCGGACAGUACGGUGUUCAGCAUCAGUCCAGCUGGGGCACCACCCAGCAAGACGCUGAGCGCUGUGCCCUGCUGGGACCUGAUGUCGGACACCAGUCCCUUAACUUCAGGGCCACCUCUUAGUGAAAAACGCAUACAGCUGAGUUUCAGUCCAGGCGGCUGCACUGGGAGUUGUGAGCUGUGGAGCCUACCAGCUGUCAUUAAACAGGAGUUUCCUAGACAGAGCGUGGCGGUGCCCACAGGGGUUUGUAGUGAAAGUGGAUUUUGUACCAGAGCUAUAGCACUGACUUACCAAGAGCAUCUUGGCGUGACGUACCUAACACUUACAGAAGAUCCUAGUCCUCGUAUAAUUAUCCACAAUAGGUGCUCCAUUCCAUUGCUUGUAAAAGAGAACUUCAAAGAUACACCAAAGUUUGAAGUUUAUUGUAGAAAGAUUCCAGCUGAAUGUUCAGUUCAUCAUGAACUUUACCAUCAAGUCUCCAGCUAUCCAGAUUGUAAAACAAGAGAUUUGUUGCCCAGCAUUCUUCUGAAAGUGAUGUCGUCCGAUGAAUUAGUAAAUGAAUGGAGUGAUUUUGUGGACAUCAACAAUCAAGGAACACAAAUUGUGUUCUUAACUGGCUUUGGCUAUGUUUAUGUGGACAUUGCCCAUCAGUGUGGAACAACAGUCAUAACGUUGGCCCCAGAAGGAAGAGCAGGACCCGUCGAGAUCAACCUCAACAGAAGUCAAGAGCAGACCCUGUCACUGAAAAUGUUCAUCAGUCAGUUAAGUCUUGCUGCGUUUGAUGAUAUUACAAACCACAAAGUGUCAUCUGAACUUCUGCGUCUCACAGCAGACAAUGUUUUCCUCCACAUGGCCCCAGCCACCAACUACUUGAGACCCCUGUCGCAGGAGUUCCAGCGGGACGCUGUGGAAGGCCUCCCACAAUUUCAUUGUCUCCAAGUGUAUUGUGAAGACUUGCAACUGGACAAUCAGUUGUACAGCAAAUCCAAUUUCCAUUUUGCAGUCCUGCUGUGCCAAGGAGAGAAAAAUGAGACGAUGCAGUGGUCCAGAGUGAACAACCUCAUUGUUUGUAACAAAGAUUUGGAAAGCUAUAAGGAAAACUGCUUUAUAAAACUCUGCAUUGCUUUUUCCAAGGAAGAGAAUUUCGUGUUUCACAUGAAUGACCUCAGCUUUGAGCUCAAACCAGCUAGGCUGUAUGUGGAAGACACCUUUGUUUACUACAUUAAGACUUUGUUUGAUACAUAUCUUCCAGAAAACAAAACCGCUUGUCAGUCUGUGAAUACUUCAGAUACUACGCUGAUACUGCCUGAACAAGUGAGAGAGCAUGCAAGAGCUUUAGUCAAGCCAGUGAAGUUAAGAAAAUUAACAAUACAACCUGUUAAUCUCCUUGUCAGUAUUCAUGCUUCAUUGAAACUGUAUAUAGCGUCAGAUCACACCCCUCUCUCCUUCUCUGUGUUUGAGCGAGGACCCAUCUUCACCACUGCCAGGCAACUUGUCCAUGCCUUGGCCAUGCAUUAUGCUGCUGGAGCACUUUUCAGAGCAGGCUGGGUUGUCGGAUCGUUGGAAAUUCUCGGAAGCCCGGCUAGUCUGGUGAGAAGCAUAGGGAACGGCAUAGCCGAUUUCUUUAGGCUCCCCUAUGAAGGGCUGACCAGAGGCCCAGGAGCAUUUGUCAGUGGAGUUUCCAGAGGAACAACAUCAUUUGUAAAACACAUUUCCAAAGGUACACUGACGUCAAUUACCAAUCUGGCAACGAGUCUUGCUCGGAAUAUGGAUAGGCUGUCACUGGAUGAGGAGCAUUACAACAGACAAGAAGAAUGGAGAAGGCAGCUUCCAGAGAGCCUGGGAGAAGGACUGAGGCAGGGGCUCUCUCGUUUAGGCAUUAGCCUUCUAGGUGCAAUUGCUGGGAUCGUGGAUCAGCCGAUGCAGAAUUUUCAGCGAGUGUCUGAGGCCCAAGCUUCAGCCGGGCACAAAGCAAGAGGGGUCAUCUCGGGUGUGGGGAAAGGAAUCAUGGGCGUCUUCACAAAGCCCAUCGGAGGGGCAGCUGAGCUCAUCUCCCAGACAGGUUACGGUAUUUUGCAUGGAGCUGGACUUUCUCAGCUUCCCAAGCAGCGCUCUCAUCCAAAUGAUCAACAUGUUGAGCAGGCUCCAAAUAGCCACGUCAAAUAUGUCUGGAAAAUGCUGCAAUCUUUAGGAAGGCCGGAGGUCCAUAUGGCCUUAGACGUCAUGAUUGUGAGUGGAUCAGGCCAGCAGCAUGAAGGCUGCUUGCUGCUCACCUCGGAGGUGCUCUUUGUGGUCAGCAUCAGUGAAGACACGCAGCAGCAGGCAUUCCCCGUGACUGAAAUUGAUUGUCUGGAAGAUGAUCAGCAAAAAGACCUGCUGAAGGUGCAGCUAAAACAACAGAGAGUGCCUUCUGAUUUGGAGGCAGAUGGAGCUAGAGAGAGACUAUCGGAACAACAGUACAACCGCCUUGUGGAGUACAUCACAAAGACAUCUUACCACCUCGCUCCCAGCACCACGACCGUGCCAGCGUUGCAAACUGUGGCUACCGAACACCUUCCAGCUAUAGUGAAAACAUACCAAUAUGUAGUUGAUCCAAAUUUUGCCCAAGUGUUCAUUAGCAAAUUCACCAUGGUGAAAAAUAAAGCCUUGAGGAAAGGUUUUAAUUAAUAAUUAUUUGUGGUGAGUACAGUAAUACCUUACCGUUUCGAAAGUAAUGCUUUCUCUGCAGUAACCUGCAUCAAGUAGAGAUGCGUAUAGUUUUUGAGGAGGUAGGAGACGAUAACAAAGUUAAGCCCCAUAGCUUUUCUAAUCUUGACAACAUUCCCGCUCCCUAGCCAAAAUACUAGUGCUGGAAGGAAAGUGUUCUAGCAAACACAUCAAGUGAAAAGGAACAGCCUUGGACUAUAGUUCAAUCAAAAUCCUUUUUCUUUUCAAUAACCAAAAAUCAGACAACAAGGAAAAAUUGUGUGCAUACAGACAUUUUCAACACACACGCAAAAUGCGUAUCAAUACCUACUAUAUCAUAUUUUAGGGUCUGCCAGUUUCUGUUUCUAUAAACCUGGUUUAUAACUCCGUUGUAAAAACUUGCUCAAGGCUGAGCCUUCCCCCCCCCCGCCCCGCACUCCCCCCAACAUGUACAUCCUGAGGCAAAACAUUUUCCCCCACUAAAUCUGAAAAACCCAGUGUGGCUGUUUUAAGUUACUAGUGACAGCUGGGUUUUAGCACCACUUUAACCUUAAAAUAGCUUCCUUUAUGUGACUGAAGUUUUGCAGGACAUUAGUCUUUAAUGUAAACUAGUGCCUUUGUGUGGUUUGGAGAACAAAACAUGAACUAGAACAUGAAUUUAUUUUUGCAACUGUCUGUAUACAGAAACUUUAUUUUAUCCAGCAUGACAUUUUCAGAAGGACUUUCAAUGUAUAUAUGACAUUGUGCAUUGUCUGGUCGUUAGCUGGAAGCCAGUAACAUGCAGUUCAAAAAUUUAAGAAACAGAGCUUAGUCUCCUUAAAGUCUACGGAAAAGCUGUAAGCUCAAUGGAACAUCGAUGGGCAGGUGCUAAGGAUAGCCUUGUUGGGUCUCGCUUACUUCUGAUCUGCCACCACUACAUUGUACACGCUCAGUUAAGCCCUAAUUCGUUUUAUGCUUGUCAUCUCUGAACAGGUAAAACCAGGGAUAUUUAGAAACGUGACCUUUCAAAUAUGUUUGUGCUAAGCAAAGUGAGAUUUUUUUUCCAAGUUGAUCGAAAAGCAUGGACCCACAGGCACCAAUUACAUUAAUGGUUAAUGACACCAUCACAGUACACGUAUGAGUAUGAUGAUAAACACAUCAAGACAAAUGAGCUUUCGAAGAAGUGUCUUAUUUUUCAGAGGUUUUACAGUUUGUAGUAGACAAGAAAUCACUGUCUCUGAGCACAGUUAGGUUACUUUAUAAACCAAAUCUGGCUAUGGCAGUUUUGUUUUAAAAAACAAAAGCUUAAUUGCUUUUCAGCUAUGCGUGUUACUUAUCUCCCCUUUUCUGUGUGCUUACGGACGUGAAUGUUGUCUGGGGAUUCCUGAACAUGGCCGGAAUUGAAGACAAGAACUGGAAUAAAAUCUGAUCAUCAUUUGGAGCAGAUGAUACAUGUGCUUUAUAGUUAAUGACUUCUAUGCAUACUUGAUAUGACCAAACGCACAGUAAAUAAGAACGUAGUAACUGCAAUGUUUUUCUUGUGAGUUCUGUUUUGUUAAAAGGUAUUUCUAAAAGCCGUGUCUCUUGUGUACUGACAAUACAGAAGCCUGGGAUCCGCAUUGUCCUUUUCUGACUGUGAAAUAAGCCUGUUCGUUAUCAACAUUUCAUAGAGUGAUUUAAUAACUUAGUCAUUGUUUAAAUAACACUAUUUAAAAAAAUGUAUAUGUAUAUACACACACAUGCUUCAUUCCGGAAUAUUUUAUGGAAAUAGUUUAAUACUUCUAAUUUUGCAUAUUGGUGGAUAAAUUGUAAUAUAAUGAGAUUGUUUAAAGAUAAUAAAGCUAUUCCUGUAAUACUU
Molecule: messenger RNA, 9691 nt
Organism: Pygoscelis adeliae (Adelie penguin)
Lineage: Eukaryota; Metazoa; Chordata; Aves; Sphenisciformes; Spheniscidae
Product: vacuolar protein sorting-associated protein 13B-like
Exons: 35
Source: RefSeq, a predicted model, not a curated record